CCCAUUCCUUUGACCAGUUCGAUGUGCUGUUCGGUACCAAGGAUCGGCGCUCACAAAACUCCACAGAUCCGUGAUCGGACUCGAAACUCCGGAGGAGGCAUAAAGGAGGUGCAUCGAUCUACUCACAGGACGAUCUGCUCGGCGCAUGAAAGGGUUACGAGAAAGGGCAUUAGCUCGACUUGGGGCAAAGUGAUCAGAGGCCGUGCUCAGAGCCCCCGCUGGGCGAGCACACUGCUUGCAUUGACGGUGCAUGCUCCAGCAUGGGCAGCAAAAUUUCUGUCUUACGAGUCUCACAAGGCGGCGACUUACUGCCAGGUACCCCUAGCAAGGACAUUAAGCAAGAGGCAACUGAGGCAUCGCAGAACAGGUAUUCUAAAGCUACGUUCAGAUCGAUACCCGGAUUGUUACAUGGCGCUGGCUAUACAAAGCCCCGCUGGGGAAGUCUGACAAUCCUAUUGAUCUGCCUCUAUGUGCUCGGUACCUAUUGGAAUCUUGACCAAGAGCCUCUACAAGCAAGCUCCGCUGCGACGACAAUCGCACGAAUUCCAGAGCCGCUCCUCGCACCGAACAAGCAAGGGGAGUCCGUGGCUCCCUCUCACUCGUAUGACGAGACUCGCUUGGAACUCGAGCUGAAGGCGCUGGCUGAAGAGUUCCGACGCAUCACAGGGCAUUUUCCGACACCGCUCUUCCCCUUGCCUCGCCUCAGCCCUCCUCAGCUGAAAAGAUAUGCCCAUCUGCGACAGGUAUCAACGGAGAAAGAUCGUGGCAAGAUCAUGCUGGUAGCAAGCCUGAAGGACGUGCAAGAGCUGCUUUACGAUCUCUUGCGAUCAAUCUCCGUACUCACCUCGUUUCUGGGACCGAAGCGCCUAUCUAUCUCUAUCAUCGAGGGGCCAUCAUCGGACGAAACUGCCCAUAUCCUGGAAGAAGUCUUGUGGCCUUGCCUCAUCCGCUUUGGUGUUGACUCGGACGAUAUCCAUUUGGAUCUGCAUAUGGAGGAGGUUGACUGGUCACGCCGGAACAGGAUAGAGCAGCUCGCAGACCUCCGCAAUCAAGCCUUGUCUCCGGUAUGGGAGGAUCACGGCUUGAAUUUUGAUGGAUUGCCAGUGAACAGUUCUAUCACAGGCAGGACCGCCGGAAAGGGAGUUGAGGUCAUUGUCUUCUUCAACGAUGUUUACUUCAAUGCCGGUCAGAUCCUGGAGUUGAUCCACCAGCAUGUGAAAUCCGGCGCCGACACGGCUCCGCCGGCGAUCAUGACGAAUGCCAUGGACUAUAGAGCAGGCAACGUCGGGGAAGAGACAUUCUUCUACGAUGUCUGGGUAGCGAGGACUGCGGAGACAGGGGAUCUGUUUCGAGACUUCCCGCACGAAGGCGACGGUCAACUGUUGUUUCGUGGACACGAGCAGCUCAUUGAGAAGUACGACAAGCUCCAACCGUUCGCGGCCUACUGUGCUUGGAACGGCAUCGCGGUCAUUGAUCCAAAGGUCUUUCUCCCGCCAUACAACAUCCGGUUCAGACGUUCCAACCAAACUUUAGGGGAGUGUGCCGCGAGCGAGUGCUCUCUCUUCUGUAAGGACUUGUGGAGCUCGGGUCUCGGACGAAUUCAAGUGAUCCCCAGCGUGAGAGUGAGUGCCAAGCUAUAUUCUGCUCUGAGACAAACACCUCUUGAGGUCGCGUACGACAUGGAUCUUGCGACACGUACACUGAUGGAGACGGAGGACGCUCAAGCAUCCAAUGGUUGGCACGAGGGGGUGCCACCAUCUGACCUGGACACGGGUGUCAAGUGGCCGGAGAGACCUCCCCCUUGGGUGAAAUGCUACCCCUAGCCGGAGGGCAAUGGACUGCGUCAUUGGCCCUGGAACGAAUUCAAAUGGGUCAAGCCCUGGGUGGGGUUUCCUAGGCUGCGGUUUGGGGAUCAGUCUCGCUAGAGGUACAUUGAAUAGUGUA
Messenger RNA from Kockovaella imperatae, 1944 nucleotides. Its product is annotated as cryptococcal mannosyltransferase 1-domain-containing protein. The record is from RefSeq and is a predicted model, not a curated record. The transcript is spliced from 3 exons. Lineage: Eukaryota; Fungi; Basidiomycota; Tremellomycetes; Tremellales; Cuniculitremaceae. Bases 261 to 1823 code for a protein of 520 amino acids.